This is a messenger RNA of Mytilus trossulus (common blue mussel), 1243 nucleotides long. Its product is annotated as NECAP-like protein CG9132. Gene Ontology annotation, cellular component: membrane; clathrin vesicle coat. Bases 53 to 907 code for a protein of 284 amino acids. Gene Ontology annotation, biological process: endocytosis. NCBI's taxonomy places the organism in Eukaryota, Metazoa, Mollusca, Bivalvia, Mytilida, Mytilidae. The transcript has 8 exons. The record is from RefSeq and is a predicted model, not a curated record.
AUUAGGGGAGAUAAUUGAUACGCAAAUUGCCUCGUUCCAAUUUCUGGCGAAAAUGUCGACCGACUACGAAAGUAUCUUGUGUGUUAAAAAUGAAGUUAUGGUGUUUAAAAUACCUCCAAGGCAAUCAAACAGAGGUUACAGAGCAGCUGACUGGAAGUUGGAUGCACCAGAUUGGACUGGUCGAAUGAGAAUUGUAGCUCUAGGCAAAGAUUUGUUUAUAAAGUUGGAAGACAAAACUUCAGGAGAAUUAUUUGCCCAGUGUCCUGUAGAAACCUACCCAAGUAUAGCUGUAGAAGCCGUGACAGAUUCCAGUCGAUAUUUUGUUUUACGGAUAAAAGAUGAUGGUGGGAGAAGUGCUUUCAUUGGUAUAGGAUUCAAUGACCGAGGAGAUUCCUUCGAUCUCAAUGUGGCACUGCAAGACCAUUUUAAAUGGUUGAAAAAUGAAGAAGCAGCCAAAAAGACACAAGCAGAGUUUACCAGUGGACCAAAACUUGACCUGGGAUUCAAAGCAGGUCAAACCAUAAAAAUUAAUUUACAGACCAAGAGAGACCCUAAUCAGCAAGCAAAAUCCAGACCAAAAGGUCAAGGGUCAGGAGGUGGUUUAGGAAUGUUACCUCCCCCUCCCGGAGCAACGAAGUUACCACCACCACCAGGGGGAGUACCCCAACUAGUACCCAAUCAAGAAAAACAACCACAACAAAUUUCACAAGUUUCAGAACCACAAAUAAAUUCUCAUUCACAAAACAUUAGUUCUAGUGAUAGCCAAUCAAAUGUAGAUCUGUUAUUUGAUUCAUUAUCAGUGAGUUCAUCAGGGUCAUCGUCACAACCUGUGUUACAACCUGCUCAGACGACAACGGCAGAUCCUUGGGGAGAUUUUACAGGAGUCAAGAAAGGUGAAGGAAAGUGACUUGAUAUUCAUCAUUAUGAAUAAAUUAUUUCUAAUUCCACUCCCAGUACAGAUGAAGAUUGGGUCCAGUUUUGAUAAAGUGUGAUAUAGACCAUCUACAGAAUUGUCUCAUAGCUACAUUGUUAAGGCAUUAGUGUAAAAUCAUCAUUAUUUUAUCAUUUAUUUUAAAUGGCUCUUAUUGUCUUUUUUCUGAUGAGGUGAUGUGUUAAUUUUUUAAAAACAUAAUAAAAACAAAUUGCUUACUGUAAAUUUAGAAAUUAUUGCAUGCAUUUAGACUAAAAUGUGAUUUAAAUUUUUCGCUAUAUGGGAAAAAUUCUGUUUAAUUCAUAUAAAAAA